Molecule: messenger RNA, 2178 nt
Organism: Dioscorea cayenensis subsp. rotundata (Guinea yam)
Lineage: Eukaryota; Viridiplantae; Streptophyta; Magnoliopsida; Dioscoreales; Dioscoreaceae
Product: vacuolar cation/proton exchanger 3-like
Exons: 12
Coding region: 499-1803 (434 amino acids)
Biological process (GO): calcium ion transmembrane transport; intracellular calcium ion homeostasis
Cellular component (GO): plant-type vacuole membrane
Molecular function (GO): calcium:proton antiporter activity
Source: RefSeq, a predicted model, not a curated record
UCCACCUCCUGCUGCUUCUGCUGCUGCUUCUGCUGCUUCCACGAAGUUUCCUAAUUUUUUUUAAUUCAAUCUUGGAUUCCAAUCGCGAGAGAGAUCCAGAGCGAAGUGUAUAUCGUGGAUGUCCCAUGAUCAUCUGUGGAUUGACAAAGGCAUUGCUUGCAUCUCGGUCAAAAUCCGUCCCACAAGGACAGUGGCGGACCAACAAUUAUCCCCUUUUCAUCUCUUCUCCUCUUUCUUCUUCUUUGUCUCUCUUUUUUUCUCGGAACCUCCUCCCGUUUCCGCAGCGAAAGCGUGGACACAUACUUAAGCCAAGCCCCUCUUUUUCUCUGAUUUUUUUUUUCUCCCUUUUCUUCCAAUUGCUCGAAGAUCAACCAAUUUCUGGAAGAUCAACCAAUAUCUUUCCCUUUCAUUGUGACGCUGUUUCUGCAGAUCAAAAAUCAGGGGGAAAAAAGAUAUCUUUUGGAUGCUGUACUUUCUGCGCAUCUGAAGGGCUUCUCGAUGGGACCAGAGGAUGAGAACUCUGAUGAUUUUGAAGUGGAAAUGGCAACCCUAGUUAGAUCAUCACCAGUUUUAAUGAAGACACAUAAUAUGGGGACUUGUCACAUUGGAUCAUUUGUAGAUUUUUCUCAGCCAUUGUCGGUUAGCAGAGUAGUUCAGAGGGUAUUUAAGAGUAUCAGUGUUGUUAUAUUCCAGGCUAAGAUCAAUUUGUUAUUACCUUUUGGACCUUUGGCAAUCAUAUUGCACUAUCUCACCAAAAAGCAUUUGCAGGGCUUGGUUUUCUUCUUCAGCUUGUUAGGCAUAAUACCUCUAGCUGAGCGACUAGGCUAUGCAACAGAACAGCUUGCCUUCUACACUGGCCCCACAGUUGGGGGCCUUCUAAACGCUACAUUUGGGAAUGCGACAGAGAUGAUAAUAUCACUUUACGCAUUAGGAAAUGGUAUGAUACGUGUUGUCCAGCAAUCAUUGCUGGGUUCUAUUUUGUCGAAUAUGCUCUUGGUUCUGGGCUGUGCUUUCUUCUCUGGUGGGAUUGUUCACUACAAUAAAGUUCAAGUCUUCAACAAGGCGUCUGCUGUGGUAAAUUCAGGAUUGUUGCUGAUGGCUGUCAUGGGUCUCAUGUUCCCUGCUGUCCUUCACUUCACACAUUCAGAGGUGCAAUAUGGAAAGUCCGAGGUGGCCCUUUCACGCUUCAGCAGCUGCAUCAUGCUAGUGGCUUAUGCUAGCUACCUAUUUUUUCAGCUGAGGAGUCAACACAAUUCUUAUAAUCCAAUCGAUGAAGAUGAGAGGAAUGCUGAAGAUGACUCAGAUGAGGAAGAGAUGCCAGAGAUAACUCAAUGGGAGGCUAUUGCAUGGCUUGCUGUUUUAACAACCUGGGUUUCCAUUCUCUCUGGAUACCUUGUUGAUGCCAUACAGGGAGCUUCAGAAUCAUUGAACCUGCCAGUGGCUUUUAUCAGUGUUGUUUUGCUUCCUAUUGUUGGAAAUGCUGCUGAACAUGCCAGUGCAAUUAUGUUUGCAAUGAAGAACAAACUUGACAUCACUUUGGGGGUUGCUAUUGGAUCAUCUACACAGAUAUCCAUGUUUGUGAUCCCUUUCUGUGUUGUUGUUGGAUGGAUUAUGGGAAAAGAUAUGGAUCUGAACUUUCAAUUAUUCGAGACAGCCACUCUCUUUAUAACAGUCUUGGUUGUGGCCUUCAUGCUACAGGAAGGGACGGCAAACUAUUUUAAAGGAUUAAUGCUUAUUCUUUGCUAUCUUAUAGUUGCUGCUAGUUUCUUUGUACAUGUUGAUCCAGCAACCAGUGAUGAUUAGACUGAAAAUUCGCUUCAGCAAGUACUUGAUCUCAGUAGUACUAGCAAGCAUUUUGAUUUGCCACACUGAUAAGAACCAGGGGCUUGAUAUGAGUAUGAGAUUUACAUGUCUUCCUGUUCUCUGAAGGUGCAGAAGCGGGCAUCCGACCUGGUAGUAUCCCAUGAUUUUAUGGGAGACAGUUUCGGCUGUGAUGAGUGUACUAUUGAAAAUUGUACUAUACUACCAAAUGAAAGCAAGCACACAAUUCAAGGGAUACAAAAAUUUGCUAAGAAAUGCUAUGGUGUUAUGCAUUUUUUUAUUGUUUUUCUGUGCUUGUUUUCGCUUGUCUGCUGUAGUUUAAACUUGCCAAUAGCAAUCAGAUUUGUGUUUAUCUAA